UUGGAUAAAGCGUCGUCAGUACCAGAUGAAAAUAAUUUGAACUUUAAUCUUGUAAAAAAUAGCGCAAAAUCUUUAUCAGCAAAUAAUUGCAGUGGUGUCCAUAAAAGCGUUGUAUCAAGUGCUGCCGGCACUAGUGCGGGAAAUGGAGGUGAUGAUUAUCAAUCAAAGUAUUACAAAAGUGAUAACAGUAACAAUUUGAACACACCCACAACGAGUAACGUGUUGGAGCAUCAGCACAUGCUGAGUGAAUCAAAUGACAAUUCGAACAAUAGUGUAAGAAAUUCACCACUGUUUAAUGGAUGUAAAAGUGUUCUACAACAAGCGCAUUCAUUGAAUAACUCAAACAAGCCUUCAUUAAGCAAAAAUGCAUUGCUAAGCUCGUGCCAGGGAUCGUUCCAUUCUUUACAGGGUGGUCUAAGCUCAGACAACAGCACAUUUGUGCAGCCGUAUGGUAGUAGUAUAUCUUCGACUAACUCUUCAUCAAACACAACAGCAGUUGCAAGUUCACAGCAACAAUCUAGUAGUUUAGCUCAGUUUCAUCAGCAACAACUCUCUCAACAUCGGCAAGGCUGUUCUAUAACACCAGCUGAAUCUAUAAAUGGUAGCGGCACACUAGUUUUUAGUAGAUCAAGGAUUAACAGUAAUAGUGAUUCAUCUAAUAAUAAGAACAUCAACUUCAACAAACUUAAUUAUGACAAGAAAUGCUCGAGUUCUGGUGCUAAUAUAAAUAUACAUAGUAAUAACCGUAACAAAAGCAAUAACAAUAGUAACACAAUAAACAUUAGCAGUAGUAGUAGCAGUAAUCAUCAAAGUGAAACCAAUCAAUUGAAGAGUAUUAUCGAAUUGAAUACACAAGUUAGUGAAUUGAAUAGUAAAAACAUUGAGUUUAACAGACAACUAAGUGCACCUACUGAGAACAACAAUAAUCAAAACAACCCUAACUGCUACAGCAACAGUGUUUACAAUCUUUAUUCCAAUCAUAUAUUGAGCCAAUACUACACUGGUUCGCCAAACACGAACAGUCUAAAUCGAACGAAAAAGAAGAGAAGCUUCAAACUGAACGGAAGAUUAUUCAACGCUGCUAGCACUGAUUCCAUUAGGUUUCAUUCGAAUCUCUUAAAUCAAAAUGAUAAUGAUUUGAGGGUAUCGAUUGAUAACACUUGCACAGACUCCCUAGUGACAGCAUUGGAUGAUGAAGCGCUGUUGAUCAAUGAUUACAUAAACGAUAUGGCCAAAUCGAAGGUACAUUUUGACGAUGUUUCCCUUUACGGAACACCAAAAGAGGAACCACUUCCAAGCAUUCCACCAUCUACCGAAAAACCAUCAUCGAAUUUUUUGAAAAACCAGCUUCAAGCAUGGUUUCAACCAACAGACAAUCGACUUGCCAUGAAACUGUUCGGAAGUAAAAAGGCCCUUGUGAAAGAAAGAAUUCGACAGAAGACAUCCGGUCAUUGGGUGAUUCAUCCCUGUAGUUCAUUUAGGUUUUACUGGGACUUGUGUAUGUUACUAUUACUAGUAGCCAAUCUGAUUAUAUUGCCUGUUGCCAUAUCUUUUUUCAAUGAUGACCUCAGCACGAGAUGGAUUGCCUUCAAUUGCUUAAGUGAUACGAUAUUUUUGGUUGACAUUGUAGUCAAUUUUAGAACAGGCAUUAUGCAACAAGAUAACGCCGAACAAGUGAUAUUAGAUCCUAAGCUUAUAGCAAAACAUUAUCUGAAGACAUGGUUUUUUCUCGACCUUAUUUCAUCGAUACCUCUAGACUACAUAUUCCUCAUAUUCAACCAGGUAUGUAUACCAGCUAUUGAUAAGCACUCAUGAACGGAUGCUGAAAUA
Messenger RNA from Aedes albopictus (Asian tiger mosquito), 1830 nucleotides. RefSeq lists its product as uncharacterized. Gene Ontology annotation, cellular component: membrane; HCN channel complex. NCBI's taxonomy places the organism in Eukaryota, Metazoa, Arthropoda, Insecta, Diptera, Culicidae. The record is from RefSeq and is a predicted model, not a curated record. The transcript is spliced from 5 exons. The annotation marks the transcript as partial. Gene Ontology annotation, biological process: regulation of membrane depolarization; sodium ion transmembrane transport; potassium ion transmembrane transport. Gene Ontology annotation, molecular function: voltage-gated potassium channel activity.